Molecule: messenger RNA, 2892 nt
Organism: Triplophysa rosa
Lineage: Eukaryota; Metazoa; Chordata; Actinopteri; Cypriniformes; Nemacheilidae
Gene: tmem176l.1
Product: transmembrane protein 176l.1
Exons: 7
Coding region: 430-1143 (237 amino acids)
Cellular component (GO): membrane
Source: RefSeq, a predicted model, not a curated record
GCUCAAUACGAACUAUAAAGCCCCGUUCUGACAGGAGUUAAAUCAUGAACAGUUUUGUUGCUAUAACUUAUUUUCGUCGGCCUAUUAUUUGCGUGAGAUUUAUUUGGGCAGAGUGAUAGCGUGAGAAAGCGCAGCAUGAGUUGUCAACCUGACAUUUAGAAGCUGUUUGCGACUGGUUCACUCCAACUCCCUCUGGAGUCAAAGCAGAACAUUUGGAAACGUUUGGUCUCCAACCUUGAUGUCAUACAAAUAGUUAAACCGUUCCUGUCGAGUGUCGACAUUUAGAGGAAAUCACGUGGUAUGGUCGUCUUUGAUACGAAGCACACAAACAAGAGUGUAACACUUUUACUCUGGAUUGAAGUGAUCUCAUGCCAUUUUCACCUGUGUGAAGUUUGAACUCCAUCACUUCUCUCCGCCCAGGACUUCAGGAUGUCUCUGACAAUAUCUCAAGGUGACGGUAUGACCGUUAUCUCUGUCACCACAAACCCAAAGAGCAAAUGGCCACUUCUGUGUCAGAUUUUGGGUACCUUGUGCUACAGUCCAGUGUGUUCUGUAGCUCAGAAGCCAAAAGGAAAUCUGACAAAUACUCUGACAACUCUUGGGGUUGUACAGAUGAUAGUGGGAGUCAUCAAUAUUGUGUUGGGGAUUCUACUUACAAUAUUGAGAGUAUAUAGUGUAAUUAUGGACUGUCAAGCACCCUUUUGGCUUGGUGGUAUGUUUCUUGCAGUUGGAAUCAUGUGUAUUCUUGCUGCUAAGUUUCCCAGUCCUUGUCUCCUGGUCAUCACAGUGAUUUUAAACAUUGUAAGUGCUGGUCUGGCGAUCGCCGCUGUUGUGCUUUAUUCAGUGGACAUGGCAGUGGGCAGCUAUCAGUGGUGUAAUGACUAUUACAGUGCAACACCCUCUCCUGAACAGAGAAGGAACACAGAAAUCUGUCAGUACUACAAGCAUCACAAUCAGAUGAUUCUCGGAGGUCUGGAUAUCAUGAUGAUAGUUCUGGCAGUUCUUCAGCUCUGUGUAACUAUCAGUUUCUGUGUUCUGACUCUGAAAGCUUUGUGCAAGAAGAGUGGGGCUGCAAAGUCUGUGGAGGACCCACAACCUUACAAGCCGCUCCUGGAAGAUGCCGCUGCCAAUCCUGCAUGUUAGAGAGACACAAUGAGCAUGGAAAAGAAAGCGAUGUAUUGCAACACAAUAAUCAAUUUACAUGUUUAUUCUUGUGGGAUAAGUUGCAGUUGCAGUGGCCCUUUUUCUUUUAUAUAACACCUAUGUAGAAAAAAAUGAAAUAUUCAGUAAAAGAGUAGAUCAAUGCUCUCACUUUUCACAGCUGACCUUAAAUGUAAAUGAAGGUAGUUUUUUGCUUGUGACAACUUUAUUUUCUAUAUACUGUAGUUCUAUAUAUAUUUACUAUUAAGCGUGCCUUAAUGUAUCCUGGUGUGGUAUAAAUAUCUAUUCAAAAAUCAAGCUUUCAUCCUUUACAACAUGUAAAGAUUGAUUUUCUGCGGUUACAUCAUCGUUCCUCUAGGUGGGGCUAAGAUCCUCAAAUAUUGUUGCCAUUGAGAAAGCAAAACAGAGCCACCAGUCAGGUGGCAGAAUUUUUUUUCAUUCCACCAUGACAUACAUGGGUUAAAUUUAAAUUGAGAUGUAACGGAUUAGCUAUCAGUUGUUCUUUAUGAUUAAAUUUAUUUGACCAUAAAUAUGUAAGGAAUAAGUUACUGACAGCUCCUCAUCUCUCAAGCCUCAGCGUGAAGCACUUAUUUCUAUGUUAUCCUUAUUACAGACAUGCUUACCAAACAAAUAGAUUGAGAAUAAAUUACAUUGAUGUGAAAUCAUUUUACAUGACAGGGAAUUGUAUAGGAAUUGUAUAGGAUGUGUGCAAUUGAACAAUUUUGGAACCAUUAAAGAAAAAACGGUAACACUUUAAAAUAAUGGUCCGUUGUUAACAAGUACUAUGCAGAAAGUAAUAGGUAGUACUACAUUAACACUUCUAUGGAUAGGCUAUAUAUGUAGAAUAUAUCCAUUCAUGUUUUGGUAUUAGGCUUUUGGUAUUUGUAUUUAUUCAUAAAUUUGUUUCCACAAACAACCUAUUUUUUCACUUUAUGUACGUUAAUGUUGAGAUUAGUAAUUAAUUGUUUUUUCUUUAUUAAUUGGUAAUAGUUCGCAAGUAGUUGUCAAUGAUGGCAUUUUUCUUUAGUAAUUAUCAAAUACCAAAUAAGGAACUACCUUUGUCCUAAAUAUUACUUAUUGCUUAGUUAAUCUUGCUUCUAUAUUAGUUAAUAGUAUUAAGGUAAGUAUUAAUGUAGUACUACCUAUUACUUUCUGCAUAGUUACUUGUUAACAACGGACCAUUAUUUUAAAGUGUUACCGAAAAAACAUUUGACAGCAUGUUGCGACAGCAAGGACCAAUCAGAACCAAGUAUUCCGGAGAGCCAUGUAAUGCAUAUAAACUGUAUGGUAGUCAAGACAGUUGAUGAUAAUCUCAAAAUGAAGUCUGUACAACAUACUAGUUUAAUGAUUGACAAGUCAGGAUUAAACAGCAUGAAAAUCAAGUUGUUGGGCAUGUUAAUACAUAUUACAGCAACACACCUCCCAACUGAUAUGCAUCAAUGUGUUUUGUUAGUAAUUCAGAUGUCUUUACAGAUGUCAAGGUAGCUUUUUCAGCACAGCAUGGUUAUGCUUCAGUAAAAUUAUGAUGAUUUUUGUUCCUCGCAUAUCUCUUAAAAACAGCAGUCAGCGCUUCAGGAUCCAGUACUUUCAUAUAGUAAAUGCAGAGUGUACUACAGGCGAAAAUCCAGGUUAAAUCCACAUAAAAAUAACUUUUCUGUUGUAUUGCUUUAAAGUGAAUCUUUCUCUGCUGCAUUUGAAAUCUGAAAUAAUAAAGCAUCUUUUUUAUUUUCA